Molecule: messenger RNA, 840 nt
Organism: Naegleria lovaniensis
Lineage: Eukaryota; Heterolobosea; Eutetramitea; Acrasida; Naegleriidae
Exons: 2
Coding region: 1-840 (279 amino acids)
Source: RefSeq, a predicted model, not a curated record
AUGCAACCUCAACACCAAACCUCUGCGGAGUAUCAGCAAGAUCCUCAAGAGAAUGACCACACGAUCAAUCCUAUUACUAUUGAGAAUAACGAAUAUGCUGUAACAGCAACAAUUUCAGCUUACUCCUCGUCGGAAUCGAUUGAUUUGGGAGAAAUGGCUCCUCUGGAAACCCAAACACACUUACAACAUGAAGAAGUAGAAUCUACAACACGUUCAACAUCUAUCGAUGAAUCUCAAUCAGAACAACGAUCCGUUCAUCCAUCAGUACAUUUUGCUCCAUCAACAGAAGACUCUUCUUCUCAACACAACAACCAUAACAAUUUAAAUCAUCACCAAACCUCAAAACAGCAUCAUACGGAGCACCAUCCUCAACAUCAUGAAACCAUUCUCGACCGACUGGACGAUGUGUUGGACACAUCCACAGCUGAAGAUUCACCUUCUCAAUCGAAAGUUUGUGACAAUGCCGAUCUUGUGGUUGAUCAUACCACCAGUAUGCCUUCAUCGACAACAACAUCAGAGGUCUCCGUUUUGGAAAACAAGUUGGAAUCGUCCUACAACGACCUUAAAGUAGCAGAAAAAGAAGAAGGAACGUCUGAGACAGCUCCAAAAUCAGCAUUUGCUAAGGCUCUUCUCAGAAAGAAAAUAAUUAAUUUGAUUCUCUUCUUUUUGGGAACGAUGUGCUUUAAAUUUUCUUAUGAAACGUUGUCAGGUGCCAUUGGUUUGACCAUUCUGACUCGAUUGGAAGGGCACCCUGUUGGAGCAACCACAAUUUUGAGUUUAUUGACCAUCACUUUUGGAAUUUCACAAUCCAUUUCAUCAACCUUGUGGAAGGAUUGUUGA